Molecule: messenger RNA, 2954 nt
Organism: Topomyia yanbarensis
Lineage: Eukaryota; Metazoa; Arthropoda; Insecta; Diptera; Culicidae
Gene: T48
Exons: 2
Coding region: 1317-2435 (372 amino acids)
Source: RefSeq, a predicted model, not a curated record
GUCUUGAUUCAACUUUCGAUCCCGUUGGUUUAGUUUUUGGUGUGAUACGCGCGCACCCGUGGUUCGAAUCACAUCAGCUGAUUUGUUUACGUUGCUAGUGACUGGAUUACCGUAAUGUGAUGAAAGUGGUGUUUUUGAUGCAAUGGUAGUAUGACCGCAUGCAGUGAGAGUGAGCGGUGAACACAACAAAUACAUUCAACGUGUUCAAUUAAUUGCGUGCAAUGAGCUUAGGUGUACUGUGGAGUAUGAAUACUAGGUCUUGUUCUUCGUCGUUAGCUGUAAACAGUAAAGUGAUUGCGUCGUGAUUAGCUUUGUUUACAUUCGGUCUGCUAGCGAUUGGUCAAGCAGGGUCAUCAGUGCGUAUCGUAGAAUUGCACACACAGCGCUAGUGCUUAUUUCAAUUAUUUUUGCCAGUAUCUUUGCUAUGGAGAGGAUAAAUGUGACGAGGAUCCAAUUUCCAGCAAGAACAUAAACAUAUCCUGAAUGGCUGAACUGAGCUGGUGGAACUCACCCACCCGUUUGCGUUUUUUAAUUGAGUAAUAAAAAGUGAAACAAAUUAAACGGUUGCCGAGCACUGUUCAACUGAGAUGAAAUUUAAAGGUCAAUUCCGCUAAUAGAAUAAGCGAUUGCUCUUAAUUAGUGUUCUGAAAGACCAUAGCUGGUGUUUGUUUUGUUGGAAGUUUUUUUUUACCAGUAAUCGGUUAUAAAGUUGGAAGCGAGAAUAUAGCCAGUGAUCCUAGCUUUUAGUUUUCGAUAGUGAUUAGGGUUGGUUCGGCAGUCAGUGUAAAUUAUAUACCUCCUGUACCAUCGAAAUAGGUGGGAAGUCCGCGAUUCUAUACAAAAACUGAGGUUUAAGUAGAGUAGCUAGCGUGGAAGAGUAAAUGCGUAACGAAAGCCGAGCUGAACAUCUUGGAUCGGACGGGAUCAAUUUGUGAUGGUUGGAUAUGUUGUACGCGUCUCGUUGCUUUUGUUCAAGCCGAAAGUGUUUUGAAAGAAACUCAUUUCCUUACCAAAGCGGUAGGGGAUGAUGAUGGCUGCAAAUAGAACCUCCACUCCAACCCGUUCCCAACAACCAGUGGUGUGGCAAUAAUAGUGAAAAACAAGAGGAAACAUUCAAUUACCCGCUCGAGAAAACAAGGUGAAGCGGUGAUUGAACCGAUGAGAAUUGGUUAAGACCCCCCUGGAGCUGUCUGAUGACUUGGAAAACUGCCUCCUAACGGGCGGUGGCUGCUCCAAUAUCAGACGAAAUUUAUCCGAUAUACGCUGCUAAGACUGUUGCCGUAAUCGACAGCAAACGAGCUAUAAUUCAACACAGGAUGGGAGUUUUACUAGUAGCAGCCACUGUGGUGUGCUGUCAGCUGGUGCUGCUGGAAAGCACUGCUACCGGAAAUCAUCACAACACGUCACACUCGAAAGACUGUUCCACCCUCCACCCAUCGUGUGUUCGCUGCAACGAGCGCGGUUGCGUCAAAUGCUCCGAUCUGCUACGGAUCGACACCCGCGAAUGCGUGGGCGACUGCCCCGGUGGCUAUGUUGCCCAGUGGUCCUCAACGUCGGAGUUCAUGGGCCGGGUCUGUUACCCGGUAGGUUUCUCCGGUUCCUUUCUAGCCGCCGUGGUUGGAAUCGCUGCCGGAGCCGUUCUGUGCAUUGCACUCAUCAUCGCAGCUAUGGCCGUUAUCCGGCGGAAGCAGAAGCAGAAAAAGUAUCGCGAAACCUUCAUCGAUGAGAACAUCGAUCGGUUGGAGUUUCUCAAACAGUUGGAUGAACUGCGCCCGCAGGCGGAAUGUUUUCUGCAAAUGCUGAACGACACGCGACGUCAGAUUCGAAAGCUCCACCUAGCGGGCGACAGCACUGGUGCUGCCAGUUACCACCCGGUGGUUCGUGACUUGGCUAAAAUUCUAAUACUGCUCAACAAACCGGUUGAACUAAUCAGUUCACCGCCACACGACUGGCAGCGUCUGUACGUGUGGGCAGAGAAGGUUCUCGACCGUUAUAAACCAGAACUUACACAGCUGAUAGAGUUCCUCCAGCAGCCAUCGAUUCCAUCGUCCGCCUCGGACCCCCGGUUGGGUACCAGCGAACAUUCCACUUUCAAGAGCAAAUUCAGCGGCAGCUCAACGGGCGCCAACGAAAGUGAUACCUCGCCAAACUUGAGCGUCAAGAAUCAGCGUAAUCUACUACAGCCAGAAUCGGCCAACGGUAGGCAUCGAGAGCAGAACCAUUUCCUCGGUUCGCUCAUCAGCCUGCACGAGUUUGACGAACGGUCGUCUACGUCACAUGGCACCGGUCACACCGGCAAUCCAUUCGGGGACACCUUCGAUCACGUGCGGUCCUAUUUGUCCACAUCGGGCAUCAACGACAGCUCCCUCUGGCUGCAGGAUGAGUUCUUCAAGCUUGGCUUUCGACCGCAGGACGAGAUCACGACGGAACUGUAGAAGGCCCGCACCUACUCGGUGACCCAUUCUAUUCCGAAAGUGCAGGGAUGCGAAACGUUGUAAAUAGACACCGCGCAAUGACCGUGCAGAAGAUGAGAGAAGCAUAAAAGCGAUACAAUCACGAAACUAGUCACAACAAUUGAAUAUUUGAAUAAGAUGUUUUUUCUAAUUUAAUUUCACUUUUGAGAACAUAUUUGCGUAUAGUGAAGAAACAGGUUAAUAUAUAUUAUCGAUUGGUAAUUUUUGAAGAAAGCGUUGAUUUAUAUAUAAAAUAUAAGAAUCCGAGAAAAUUAGAGAGUUCACAGUUUAAACGAGUCCCAGUGUAAAUUGUUUUUUUUUUUUGAUUAUGCAUAUUUAUCCAAAUGUGCCCCAGCCGGGCUUCUCUAGUAGAGAAGUCUUUUCGGCGGUUAUUGUAUAGUCAACCAAAAGACAAUAUUGAAUAAGUAUUUCAACCACCGCUGAUUUACAUUUGGUAGAAUUACGAGCGAGUAUAAAUAUAAAUACAUAUUACAAGAGUAA